GUUUGCUGAGUAAGAGCGGUUUGAGCGUGAUGCAUCUUGGAUCAGCGCCCGCCAGUGAGAAUACAUCGAAUUCGAACGGUAGAAGAAAAGAAAGUGCAAAGUAAGCCAAAGCUUUUCGAUAUUGCACCCAUCCACAAUGGAUAAAUUGAUUUACGCCACAGUCGUCCUCGUUCACCUGUGCUCACCUGGACUGACCAAGGAGACCACGUCCCACGGAGCGCUUCAGAUGUUCAGCUCCGUCAACACCCCCGCCAAACAGGGCGAGAGUGAGGGCGUGCGGCGCCUCGUCUCGGUGACUAACGGGGAGCUGGCGAUGCCCUUCCGGGAGUGCGGGUACGUCUUGUGCAACGUCUCGGAUGCUUUCACCAACGAGACCACGCACCUCUGGGAUUACUACGUCGACUGGGAGCUCCCCGCCGCGGCGCAGGCCAGCGGGAGCGUGUUCGUGCUGGCCAACAGGUUCCAGAUGCCCCGCUCGUACCUGGUCUUCACGGGCUUCACCGCGGACUUCGCCGGCGACUACAAGUGCGUCCUUAACUUCCGUCUGGAGCCCGUGUCCUCCGUCAGCCUCAGCCUCAGCCUGGCCGAGGGCACCGCGCUGAGGGACUGCAGCAAUGUGCCCGCCUGAGCACGGGUCGCGGGGCGGCGAGUCGCUCCCAGCGGAGGACUCGCUCUCAGCGUCAGGAGAGGAUUGCAAAUACAGCGCCUGUCAGUGUGUGAAACGCUGAGGCCAGUGUGACACUUUUCUACUUUUGUUGACUGUGAUAGAAUGCUUUACUUAUAUUUCUCGAUGAAAAUGAAGGUGUCUCACAUUGAUGCAAAAUAACUGACAAACUUGAAAUACUGUAUGCAGUGCAUGAUCACGAAAGUACCCUGAUGUAGGAAAUACAAGAUACGUAAAUUGUAUAAAGAUAAAAAGAAGGAAAAUCAAAAUUUGCGUCACGGUCGCAUUUUUUAAACCAAAACAUUU
Molecule: messenger RNA, 970 nt
Organism: Penaeus vannamei (Pacific white shrimp)
Lineage: Eukaryota; Metazoa; Arthropoda; Malacostraca; Decapoda; Penaeidae
Source: RefSeq, a predicted model, not a curated record